This is a messenger RNA of Culicoides brevitarsis, 1302 nucleotides long. Its product is annotated as trichohyalin-like. The record is from RefSeq and is a predicted model, not a curated record. Bases 37 to 1179 code for a protein of 380 amino acids. The transcript has a single exon. NCBI's taxonomy places the organism in Eukaryota, Metazoa, Arthropoda, Insecta, Diptera, Ceratopogonidae.
GUUUCAAGUCGCCGCAAACAAAAAAUUUCUGUUAAAAUGUCCUCUGCCGACGACGAAGCCGAGCCUCUUUACACAUUUUACGAGCCAAAUGCCUCUGACGAAAACGGAGACGACGACGAUGACAUUCAAGCCAAAAUCAACCGCGAACUCGAAUCUUUUUGCAAGGAAGCAACCGAAGCUCAAGAAGAAAUCGUCAACCUGAACGUGAAAUUGCAAGAAAAGGACCAAAAACUGCGCGAAAUGGAAAUCAACUACAAAAUGGAAAUGCUAAAAUUCAUCGAAAAAGUCAUCGAUCAUCAAAAUUCGAUGAAAAAACGCGAAAAAGACCUCGAAACGGAAAUCGAGGAGCUUAAAAAGAAAACCCAGAACCACAAAUUGCGCGAAGAAAAGCUCCGACGAGAGAAUCGCGAACUAGAAUCCCGUUUGGAAGACGUUUCAGGCCGAAAAUCGCGCGAAGAUAGUCUCCGCACGGAGAAUCAGGAGCUGAAGAAGAAACUUUUAAGCCGCAAAUCACGCGAGGAGAUCCUAAAAACGGAAAGUAACGACAUGCGAAAGAUGCUGGAGCUGCAAAAAUCACGGGAGGAAAAACUUUUGAAGGAAAUCGCCGAACUUCGGGAGAAAUUGGCAGGUCACACGGCACGCGAAGACAAAUUACGAAGCGAAAACACGGAUUUACGCGGCAAAUUAGCCCUUUCCAAGUCUCGGGAGAACAUAAAUUCGAACGUUUGUCGAAAAUAUUCCAAAUCAAUCCAAGAAGACAAACUAAAAGCUGAAAAUUUAAACCUCCAGAACAAGUUGGAGAUGCAAAAAAGUCGCGAAGAACGCCUAAAAAUGGAAAAUAACGACCUCGAAAGGAAAUUAACUGAAGCUCUCGAACAAAAAAUGUCACUUGAGGAGGAAAUGCAGCACUUGAAGGACAAAAUUGAGACGGAAUGGGUGCGAAUUGACUCAGCUUUAACGGAUCUCAAGCGAAAAUUGAUCGAACAAAAGGCUCUCGAGGCAGAAUUGAAGACGGAAAAUGUGGAUUUGCAGUCAAAAUUGAAGAAAAUUUGCGAAAGUUUCGACCUGGAUGCGAAAAAACCGACCUCAGACAGGAGCGAUCGAAGCGACGAGAGCAUAAGACCCAAUUUUAAACUCUUAAGUAGCAAAAGUUCAAAGGAAAAACGUCGUUUUGUGUAACAUUUACAGAUAUAUUUGCUCAUUUUUUUAGUUUUUAUCUUUUUAACUUUAAAAUCUUAUAAAAUAUUUGUACAAGUACGUCAUCUUAACGAGAAUUAUACAAACAGCUUGUUUCACCAGGUA